GUUCCUCAAGCUGAGGACAAGGUUCGUCAAGGUGAGAACAAGGUUCCUCACGCUGAGUGCAAGGUUCGUCACGCCGAGUACAGGGUUCCUCUAGCUGAGGACAAGGUUCCCAACGCUCAGGACAAGUUUCCUAACGCCGAGGAGAAGGUUCCUCACGCUCAGCAUAAGGUUCCUCACGCUGAUGACAAGGUUCCUCAAGCUGAGUACAAGGUUCCUCACGCCGAGCACAAGCUUCGUCGCGCUGACCAGAAGGUUCCUCACGCUCAGAACAAGGUUCCUCAUGCUGAGGAGAAGGUUCCUUACGCUGAGGUCUAGGUUCCUCACGCUGAUGACAAGGUUCCUCACGCUGAGGACAAGGUUCCUCACGCUGAGGACAAGGUUCUUCACGCUGAGGACAAGGUUCCUCACGUCGAGGACAAGGUUCCUCACGCCGAGGACAAGGUUCCUCACGCCGAGCACAAGGUUCCUCACGCUUAGGGGAAGGUUCCUCACGCCGAGCACAAGGUUCCUCACACUGAGGAGAAUGUUCCUCGCGCUGAGGAGAAGGCUCCUCACGCUGAGGACAAGGUUCCUCACGCUGAGAAGAAGGUUCUUCACGCUGAGGACACAAGGUUCCUCACGCUGAGGACAAGGUUGCUCACGCUGGGGACAAAGUUCCUCACGCUGAGGACAAGGUUCCCCACGCUGAGGACAAGGUUCCUCACGCUGAGGACAAGGUUCCUAACGCUGAAGACAAGGUUCCUCACGCUGAGGACAACGUGCCUCACGUUUUGGACAAGGUACCUCACGCUGAGGACAAGGUUCCUCACGCUGAGGACAAGGUUCCUCACGCUGAGGACAAGGUUACUCACGCUGAGGACAAGGUUCCUAACGCUGAAGAGAAGGUUCCUAACGCUAAGGACAAGGUUCCUCACGCUUAGGACAGGGUUCCUCAAGCUGAGGACAAGGUUCCUCACGUUGAAGACAGGUUCCUCACGCUGACGACAAGGUUCCUCACGCUCAGGAUAAUGUUCCUCACGGUGAGUACAAGGUUCCUCACGCUGAGGACAAGCUUCCUAACGCUGAGGACAAGGUUUCUCACGUUGAAGACAAGUUUCGUCACGUUGAGGACAGUGUUCCUCACGCCGAGGACAAGGUUCCUCACGCUGAGGAGAAGUUCCUCACGCUGAGCACAAGGUUCCUCACGUUGAGGACAAGGUUCCUGACGCCGAGGACAAGGUUCCUCACGCCGAGCAGAAGGUUCCUCACGCUUAGGAGAAGGUUCCUCACG
Messenger RNA from Paramuricea clavata, 1270 nucleotides. The record is from the annotation of a GenBank genome assembly. Lineage: Eukaryota; Metazoa; Cnidaria; Anthozoa; Malacalcyonacea; Plexauridae.